UUAGCUCUCAAAAGAAUAUAACAGGACCCAAGUUUCUUGACCUAGUAGCUUUGGUGCCACAACUCCAAUCCUAAAUCCUCAGGGACAUCAAAGUCAGUGCUCAAAACGACAGCACUUUAUACCCAGCUGGCCUGGAACAUGCAAGAAACCAAGCACCUGUCAAUCAAUCCCUCAAACAACUACCACCUCUUGCUUUGACUUUUAUUUAUUGCUAUAAAAUGAUUUUAUCGAUAAAUCUUUGAUCUUGAAGAAGACCUGAGUUGUUCAUCUGCCCCAUACAGGGUAGGGUAUAUUGAGAUUUUGGUUUUUGUUGUAGAAAGAUUUUUGAAUCAGAUUGGUGUAAGUUUUUUGCUAGAAAUAAUGGAUCUUGAUUUGAACCAAGAGCCUUUAUACCCUUCCAAUGACUCGCUGUUGGGACUAGCAUCCAUACGAGAUGAAUUAGAAAACACCCAUGGUCAUAUAGAAGAACGCCUCAGGCAGCUUGAAGCAGUUACUUUCAGGGCUAGACAACGACAGAGAUGGAGACAAAGUCACUUUACCCCUCAAACAGUGAAUGUUUCUGUGGAACCAGCUACUGUUAAUGUUCGCAGUGAUGGUGAGCUGCUUAUUGGGGAGGCUAGUGUUGCUACUGAAGAAAGGAGAGAUGAGAUGAAUAAAUUUGGCAAAAGAAAGAGUACCUAUUUGAUAGCUAAAGCGUUAGGCAGGAAUGGGAAUGGUAAGAAGGCCAGAACUGACAGGAGGAGUGUAUUUGAUUGUAACGUAUGCCUUGAUAUGGCACAAGAUCCUAUAUUAACUUGUUGUGGACACCUGUUUUGCUGGCCGUGCUUCUAUCAGCUGUCUUAUGUUUACUCGAAUGUGAAAGAAUGCCCUGUUUGUGUGGAAGAGGUUACAGAUACAAGUAUUAUUCCAAUUUAUGGCAAUGGAAACAGUGAUGAUAACAAGAAGCUCAAGUUAAAGGAGUCUGGCUUGAGGGUUCCUCCUAGGCCCUCUGCACAAAGAGUUGAGAGUGUGAGACAACAACUCAUUAAUCACGGUGCAUUUUCUUCUUCCAUUGAGGAAAGAAUGCGGUAUAUUGGCAAUGUGCUCAUUGCAAUGGGGGAGAUACCUCCGUCAGAGGGUCUUGAUGGUGUUCCUCUUGAAUCUGACAGAAUCAGUUUCUUGGCAAAUCGAACCAGUACUUCUCAGGCACUGCCUUCCAUAGGAGCAGACAGGAGCCAGCACCACCGUUCUGUUCAAGUUUCUAGGUUACUGUUUCAAGGAGCUGCUUCACUAUCCUCCUUUUCAUCUGCAGUGAACUCUGCAAUGGAAUCUGCUAUGGAAUCUACUGAAAGAUUAUUUGAGGACCUUGGGGCAAUUUUGCACAGCCAUCGUGGGAGAAGAAACCAUCAACAAUCUUCACGUCCUGCUGAUAGAGAUUCAUUUUCAAGCAUUGCUGCUGUUAUUCAACCUGACGGCCAGAACCCGGAUACUGUUGCCGAUGCUGAUUCUACAUUGCCACAGUCUGCUUCUUCUUCCAGGCCUGACGAUGUUGUCACUGUUUCUCAAUUGGAAAGCCAUAGAAUGGGUACUGCUAUAGAAAGCAAUUUUAGUGUGCCCAUUUCUUCAUCUUCUAGAAGAAGAAAUCUAGUUUUUAGGCUUUCAGAAGUGGACAAUAGUGUAGAAACAAAUUCUUCAUCAUCCAGGAGAAGGGUUGAAGUUCCUAGAGCUGCAGGAGCAGACAAUGCACAUAACCGUGAACGUAGAAGGAGAAGCUUGAACUGAUGUAGCCAUAGAAAUAAGGGUUAAAUUGAUUGCAUGUUCCUUGUCUGAGUACUGUGAUUUAGUUGUGUUGUUGGAAACUGAUACAUGUUUGUGUUUAUGAAGACCGUGUUUGCCAAUCUAGGCAUUGAGUGCCAAUUGCAAUUUAAGCAAAAUAUUGGGAUCACACUACAGGUGUUUAUACUUUUGCUGUUGUAGAUUUAUUAUCUGGCUGUUUCAUUGGGAAUCUAUGUGGUUUCUUACUAAAGACACGUUUACCGAAGCACGCAGCAUCAUCCUUGAUUGCAUAGUAGGUGUUCUAUAAGACAGAAAGCAGCUAUUUAACCGACAGGAGGGUUAUCGGAUUAGUGGAAAAUCCUGCUCAUUGGACUCUGGUUGAUGCUCAAGGUGUUGGCAAAUUCUAUUACCCAAACAAGUGACUAAAAAAUGCAGAAUCCCUAUAUCCUUUCUUAGAACUGGGGCAAGUUAUUGUGAACCAGUUUGAAGCAAUGACUGUCCAUGGACCAUUAGCUGGGGAGGUAAGAAUGCCUCAGAUGAAGUGUUUAUCUUAAUUUGUGCAUGCAACUUUGAGGGUAGGAUUGGCCCUAUUUCCUUAGAAUGUGAACUAGAAGAUUAUCCAUAUUUGCUUGGGUCUUGCAGGGAAAAGGGCUCUCGUUUGAACUGUGAAUCCCACUAAUAGUCAAUCCAUUGAUAAUCUCUUAAAAAGAGAGCAUGAAUGAUCACAUAUUGAGUCGAGCAUCUCAGUACGUGAUCUAGCAAAGUGGUAGAGGGAAAUCCCUACAGGCUAGUGAUUCAUUACUGGUGAAAGAGUGGGAUCUCACACUAAGCUUCUCAAAAACUAAAGUUAUCCUAAACGCAUGCCACUUCUCUGGUGGACUCUAUUGGAGAGGUAUUAUUAGGUGUUUAAAAAGGAUUUGUAUUGACAAUUAAGUAAAGGUUGGUCUCUCCUCCUCAAUGUUUCGACAAAGAGCAUUAAUGUCUUGCCGGAUUUUCUUUUCGAAGGCAUUGA
Messenger RNA from Populus euphratica (Euphrates poplar), 2767 nucleotides. RefSeq names its product RING/U-box superfamily protein. Gene Ontology annotation, molecular function: ubiquitin protein ligase activity. The record is from RefSeq and is a predicted model, not a curated record. Gene Ontology annotation, biological process: ubiquitin-dependent protein catabolic process. Bases 361 to 1761 code for a protein of 466 amino acids. NCBI's taxonomy places the organism in Eukaryota, Viridiplantae, Streptophyta, Magnoliopsida, Malpighiales, Salicaceae. Gene Ontology annotation, cellular component: endoplasmic reticulum. The transcript is spliced from 4 exons.